Molecule: messenger RNA, 2276 nt
Organism: Hibiscus syriacus
Lineage: Eukaryota; Viridiplantae; Streptophyta; Magnoliopsida; Malvales; Malvaceae
Exons: 4
Coding region: 435-2276 (613 amino acids)
Source: RefSeq, a predicted model, not a curated record
UUUAGUAUGGUUGGUUUUGCAGUGGGGUUUCUUUCCUAUAUAAACACCUCAAAAGGCCUUUCUCAUUUAUUAAUUUAUGUAUUUUCUUAUCUUGUUUGGUGGAUUUUCACGAGUUGUGCCCCAUUAUUGUUGUUUGUUGCUUCUAAUUAUUGAGCACAUCUCAUUUUCUUUGUUUUGGGGUCCAUAUGAAUGUGUUUUUGCCAAUAAACCCCGUCAGUUUGAGUCUUAGUAAAUUUUGUUUCUCUCUGUAAAUCUGUGACAAAUAUCAUCUUCCAUGUAUGAACUUUGUUUUUCUUAAUCUGGGUAUUGAUCAAAGUUGUUCAUUUUCAGUUCAUUAGAUUCAAGGUCCCCACUUAUUCCACACACAAUAUGUUUGAGUUUAUGUCUCUGAGGUUUUAGUUCUAAAGAGUGAUGCAAAUUGGAGGGCACCCAAAAUGGCAAAUCUUGUUCCAGGUGUUCUUUUGAAGCUUUUACAGCACAUGAACUCUGAUGUGAAGGUUGCUGGUGAGCACAGGUCAUCUUUAUUGCAGGUGGUGAGUAUAGUUCCAGCACUAGCAGGAGGUGGGCUGUUCUCGAACCAAGGCUUUUACAUUAAGGUUUCUGAUUCAUCUCAUGCUACGUAUGUUUCAUUGCCUGAUGAGCAUGAUGAUUUGAUUCUUAGUGAUAAGAUCCAAUUAGGCCAGUUUAUUCAUGUCGAUCGGUUAGAAUCCGCUUCGCCGGUUCCCAUUCUUCAUGGGGUUAGGCCGGUUCCGGGGCGACACCCUUGUGUAGGGAGCCCUGAGGACAUUGUAGAUACUCAUUCUCCUGAGUUCCUUAACAAUGGUAGUAAAAGUGUCUCGGAUUCGAAACCCAGAGAGAAAAUUAAGCCACCCUUAGGUAGUGGUCAUGGUGGAGGGAAAGAUAAAUCUGUUGGGAGUAGAUCGAAUGGCAGUGCAAGGGAUGAUCAAUUGGAUAAGAAAAUGGCUUCUUUGACUAGAUCCAAAUCUCAAUCGAUUAAACUGUCAUUGAGCUCGGAUACAAAGAAGGAACCUUUGGGGAAAUUGAAGGUUCAUAGUUCGAGAUCGAUUCCAUCUUCCCCCACAGGUUGUUAUUCGUUGCCAACAUCUUUUGAGAAGUUUGCCACUGGGAUUAAGCAGCAGGCAGAAAUAAAAGGGCAGAGAAAGGGAAGCUACAAGGUAGGAUCCAUGGAGAAGCCGAGUUCUUUCCAUGGAAUGAGUCCGAUCGGAAAAAAGGUACCGGUGAUCAAAUCUUUGGUUCAAGGGAUCGAAUUAGGGGCCAAAGCUUUGAGAAAGAGCUGGGAAGGGAAUAUGGAAGUGAAAAGUAGGGACCAUUCUAAACCGAGAGUUAGCAAGCAUGAUAUCAAGCAAGAAUCUCGUAGCACUUCGGUUCCUAGAAAGAGCACAUCAAGCGAAAAGUUGAUGUCCAAGGAGGAGACUAAGCUCCAAAUAUCUUCCAGGUCACUAAAAGAGGAGAGUAAAUCCCCGGUUUCAAAUAAGAAAAUGUUGGAUGAGCAGGAGAAACCGAAUAAGCCAAGAAUUUCCAUUGGGAAGAAAUCCGGAGACCUAACUGAUAAUGGUGGCCUGGGGAACUUGGUUAAGAUUCCGGUAAACAGUAAAAGAUUGACAGAUACAAGUGUUUCAUGGUGUUCACUCUCCUCUUCUGUUUCAAAGCUCGGAAGGGAGGUCUUGAAACAUAGGGAUGCAGCACAAACAGCGGCAAUAGAAGCUUUGCAGGAGGCUGCUGCUUCAGAGGGCUUACUACGAUGUUUAAGCUUAUAUUCUGAUCUUACUACUUCUGCCAAGGAAGAUAAUCCUCAGCCUGCAGUGGAUCGGUUCUUAACCCUGCAUGCAAGCUUGAAUCAUGCUCGGAUGAUUGCAAAUUCUUUAUCAAAAACUAUUCCAAUCGGUUUGUCUCCGGAAUCUGAAGAAAACCUCUCGGAAGAGGCAAUGAAGGUCACAUCAGAAAGACGGAAAUAUGCAGCUUCAUGGGUGCAAGCUGCAUUGGCUACCAAUCUAUCGACCUUCUCGGUAUUUACCAAAGAACAUAGUUCAAUGCCGAGUCAUGCUUGCAUCUUCGAAGCCCCACAAAAAAUGAUUAAAUCAUUCGCAAACUGUAAAUGUGAUAGAUUGACAGCCCCUUCCUCCUUGCCAACUUUCAAUCCGGAAAAUAAACCCUCUGAAACAACCCUUAGGAUUAAUAAAUUCAGCAAUUCCUCUACUAGAUUAAAUAAUAAGGGAGAGAGUGAACAACCAUGUCGAAGCCCCUUGACCAUUUGA